Molecule: messenger RNA, 3304 nt
Organism: Lepisosteus oculatus (spotted gar)
Lineage: Eukaryota; Metazoa; Chordata; Actinopteri; Semionotiformes; Lepisosteidae
Product: BMP/retinoic acid-inducible neural-specific protein 3-like
Biological process (GO): nervous system development; negative regulation of mitotic cell cycle; positive regulation of neuron differentiation
Cellular component (GO): dendrite; neuronal cell body; cytoplasm
Source: RefSeq, a predicted model, not a curated record
CACAUGCCGCGGAGAGCACUGUCACAGGAGUAGGUUUUUUUUUUUUGCAGCUGCAGUAAAAGCUUUCAGACUACUGUGAAGGAUCAAGACAUUAAUUGUUAGUUUCUGUUUAAGACAGCAUGAAGUAGCAUUUAUUGGUCUUAAUCUAAAUCGAAUGGAAUUGAGCCUAAUAUUAAUUCUUGUAUCAUCAAAAGUUCUACUAUAAAGGAAUUAUAUUCAGCUCUUCUGUGAGACAAUGAACUGCAGGUGUGUUGCACCUACGUUUAUGGAUGUUGCAUAGAUGAAUUUGUCAGCAGGGGAAUACCUAUGAAAAUUUGGAAAUACAAGCGGAUUGAGCAGGCAUUCCGAAGACAUCUUUAAAAUACUUUUGCAGCUUUUUUUUUUGUUUUAAUGUUUUCUAUGUUUUAAAACUAAACUGUUCUGAUACAUUACAAAUAAUCGUAUGUGUGUGCUCCGUGAAGUCACUUUGAAGUGCGUUUUACAGCAAUGCAUGGUCUUAGUUAUAGUAACGAUGUUAGUGGUAAAACGCAUUCUCAUUGUUUUUACUAAACUUCCUUAAAGUAUAUGAAGAAACUGCUUCCGAAUGAGGUAAUAGGAGACGUUUUGAGAGAAUGUGGAAUCCCAGGGUGGAGCAUGACCUGCUGGUAUAUUGUUUUUAAACUGGUAUUUCUAAUGCUUCUAUGGGAGUGCAUUACACUAAGCCUCCAUUGCUGGGUUUUAGCUAUUGCAGCAAGUUCCAGUAAUGUUGCUGGAUCCUUGGGGUGGCUCCUUUCUGAUAAAGGGCCUUUUCAUCAUUCACAAGAAUUCACUGAAUUUCUGGAAAGGUACCAACAGGGAUUUACGACCAAAUACAAGAUUUACAGAGAAUUUGGUCGGUGGAAAGUCAACAGUCUGGCACUUGAAAGGAAAGACUACAAUGGCCUUUCUUUGCCUCUGGAUCCAGAGUUCAUGCAGAAUAUCCGGCUACUGGGACGCAGACCAAGUCUCAAAAGGAUCACUGAAAAUAUUAUCAAGAAAUAUGGAACACAUUUUUUGAUGUCAUCCACAUUGGGAGGUGAAGAAUCUUUGACUAUAUUUGUGGAUAAGAGAAAACUGAGUAAGAAAUUGGAUGUAGGGGACUCCAACAGUACUGCAGUGACUCUUGAGACACUUCACCAGCUUGCAGCCUCUUAUUUUAUUGACAGGGAAAGUACACUUCACAAGCUUCACCACAUUCAGAUUGCCUCAACUGCCAUUAAGGUGACUGAAACGAGGACAGGCCCUCUUGGAUGCAGUAACUAUGACAACCUGGAUUCUGUCAGUUCUGUUCUGGUUCAGAGUCCUGAAAACAAAAUUCAUUUACAAGGACUACAAGUCGUGUUACCGGACUACCUGAGAAAUCGCUUUGUUCAAGCUGCUCUCAGUUACAUUGGUUGUAAUGCAGAGGGCGAAUUUGUCUGUAAAAACAAUGACUGCUGGUGCCAUUGUAGUACCAGGUUUCCAGAAUGUAACUGUCCAGACAUGGACAUCAGAGCAAUGGAACAGAACUUGUUGCACAUUCAAGAAGCAUGGAGAGCAGCCAGUAAUGAAUUUGAAGAAUCAGAUGAUUUCAAAAUCUUUGUGAGAAGACUACCAACAUUUUAUGCUUUGAACACUUCUGCUAUUCAUCACUUCUGGAAGAUAGAUUCCAGCAUUCAACAUCGCUAUAAACAGCUGGAGUCAAGUACAACUCUGCUCCUCAACAGGGCACAAAGAAUUGUUAAUAGGCUUUUUAGCCUAAGUAAGAGGUGUCGUUCGCAGCCUAAAGUAGUUGUACCAAGAGAAAGGUCUCUUAACUAUUGGCUGAAUCAUAUUCAGUCCAUUUUGUACUGCAGUGAAAACAAUCAAAUUGGGACAUUCUCUGAAGAAACCAAAAGCUGCUCGUGUACCUAUGAUCAUCCUACUUGUCAAGGAAUUAUCCCAUGUACAGUUGGGGAUGGCCCUCAUUGUGCUUCUUGUUCAUAUGAAAACCGCACCCGAUGUGGAAGUUGUAACUCUGGCUAUAUGCUUAGUCAAGGUUUGUGUAGGCAUGAGGUACCUGAUUCCACUGACCACUACAUUGGUUUUGAAACAGACUUACAAGAUCUGGAGUUGAAAUACCUGCUUCAGAAACGUGACAGCCGGAUUGCAGUCCAUGCAAUCUUCAUCAGCAAUGACAUGAGACUGAACAACUGGUUUGACCCAACGUGGCGAAAAAGGAUGCUUCUGACAUUGAAGAGCAACAAAUACAAAUCUAAUCAUGUCCAUAUGCUCCUGGGAUUGUCUGUUCAGAUCUGCCUGACCAAAAACAGUACAUUAGAACCAAUGCUGUCUGUUUAUAUCAACCCAUUUGGAGGUAGCCAUUCAGAAAGUUGGUUUAUGCCCAUUAAUCAAAACAACUACCCAGACUGGGAAAGGACUAAGUUAGAUAUACCUCUUGACUGUUACAACUGGACAUUGACUUUGGGAAACAAAUGGAAAACCUUUUUUGAAACUGUUCAUAUCUAUUUGAGGAGCCGCAUCAAGUCUGCACCACUCCAUGGAAAUGAUACCACCUAUUAUGAGCCUCUGGAGUUUAUGGACCCAUCACAAAACCUGGGCUAUAUGAAAAUAAACAGUUUACAGGUAUUUGGCUACAGUAUGCACUUUGACCCCGAAGCAAUUCAGGAUCUGAUUCUACAGCUGGACUAUCCAUAUACUCAGGGUUCUCAAGAUUCUGCACUUCUGCAGCUUGUGGAAAUCAGAGACCGUGUUAAUAGGCUCUCACCACCUGGUCAACAGCAACUGGACUUGUUUUCCUGCUUGCUUCGUCAUCGGCUUAAGUUAUCCACAAGCGAAGUGGUCAGGAUUCUAGCUGCUUUGCAGGCCUUCAGUGCCAAGCAACCUAUCCCUGUGGAAUACGAAACUACCAAAUUAUGUAGUUAGUAAAAACAUACAGUAUGGAUAACCGCUAGGAAACAUUUUGAAAUGCUAUUUGCAUUAUUUCACAUAGCCGGAGGGUUCUUUAAUUUUUUAAGUUAUUGUUUCUGGAGUUUUACUUUAAACAUUCAACAUCUAGAAUUAUUAAGUUAUUGUCAUCGGUGAUUAAUAUUUUUUUACAAAUAUUUGUAAGUAUAAUGUUUGAAAAAUGUCAUUGUACAACACUGUACAGAAGGUUUAUGAGAAUCACUUUGUGAGUAGUUUUUUCUGUCUAAUUUCCUUCUCUAUACAGUCUGUGCAAAAAAUCUGAAGAGUAUAUGUAUUUUAACUUUAUUAAUAUACUAAAGUCUUUUUAUGUGCAGUCUAUAAAUAUUUUAAAAAAUCACAA